Molecule: messenger RNA, 767 nt
Organism: Abrus precatorius (Indian licorice)
Lineage: Eukaryota; Viridiplantae; Streptophyta; Magnoliopsida; Fabales; Fabaceae
Product: lachrymatory-factor synthase
Exons: 1
Coding region: 96-608 (170 amino acids)
Source: RefSeq, a predicted model, not a curated record
ACCCCACAUGCUUUUCUUAAAAUAAUUGUUGAAGUAGAUGCACCACAAGUUUCCGUCCCCACAUUGCCCACAGUACAACACUCUCGCAGAGAAUCAUGGCAGAGGAAUCUUCAGCAAAAUGGGAAGGUAAAGCGAUGGUUGAGCUUGCAGGAACGGAUGCAGAAUCGGUAUGGCCCGCGAUAGAGGAUUUCUGCAACAUACACAAGUGGAUCCCCAUAGACACAUCUUACCGUGUAGAGGGCAUUCCAGGCCAACCAGGUCUCAUCCGCUACUGUGCUGCAGCCGUUAAGGGCGGCGAUAGUGGAGGCGAUGCACAGACGGUAACACCAACCGUCAACUGGGCCAAAGAGAAGCUUCUCACUAUCGAUCCCCUCCAACGCUCUCUGUCCUACCAAGUUCUCGACAACAACUUGGGAUUUAAGUCCUAUGUUGCCACUGUCAGAGUGUUCCCAAUCAACGAGGAUCCUAAACUUGGCUGCAAGAUCGAGUGGGGGUUUGUCUGUGACCCAGUUGAGGGGUUCACCUUACAAGCUCUUCAAUAUCUCGUCGAGUCCUAUGUGCAGUCCUUGGCCAAGAAGAUUGAGCUUGCUCGCUCUGUAACUGCUUAAUCGACGCUUCAUGAUUCUUGUGUCUGUGUUUUUCUCUCAGUUACUGCACUUUUUAAUAAGUAUAGAAGGGAGGGUGUGUUUGUUUCCAUCUCCAUCUGGUUUUUGUCGCUUUCUUUUUCGAUUUCUUCGGAACAUGUACCUCUGUGAUUUCUUUUGUAU